AUGGACCUAGUGAUUUUCUCGAUUGCUCUAAUAGUAGUUGGAGCAGUUUGUAUCUACAAAUUACACGAGCUCGAGACGAUAUUCGACGACAAUGCGAGAUAUCUCGGCUUCGGCUCGUUGGCUGUUGGAAUGUUGCUGCUAGUCCUAGGGAUAACUGGCGUGUGUGGGGCCUGUGUACAAGGAACUAAAUCGUGUCUUAUCAUGCACCUGAUUCUCCUGGCGUUACUAAUAAUCGGAGAAGCUAUUGGUAUCGGAAUGUUGCUCUACUACUCUGCUGAUGAUGACCUAGAGAAGGAGAUAAGUACUACUGUCCAGGAUGCUUUUAAGACUUACGGAGGAAAUGAGACUAGCAGUGCGGCUAUCACGGAUGGUAUCGACAUGUUUCAAGAGAUACUCCACUGCUGCGGGCAACACACCUACAAGGACUGGGGUAACAGUUCCGUUGCUUUUACCUGGGUCGUCUCUCUCAACUACGCCUCUUACCUCCCGGACUCUUGCUGUAAAACUUUGGAAACAGGCUGCGGGAAGAAACUGGCCCUCAUUAACACUGAUGAGGCAGCGAUCAAAGAGAAAUUCUACGUUCAGGGCUGCGAAGAGGAGAUACAUGACUACGUAGACAAAUGGUCAGGAGUUGUAACCGGGAUACUGAUAGCUAUAGCUGUGCUUCAAGUUGUGUGCUUCCUGUUUGGAGUGUGCUUAUCCUGCUUCAAGAAGGACUGA
Messenger RNA from Bolinopsis microptera, 720 nucleotides. Its product is annotated as CD151 antigen-like. The coding region runs from base 1 to 720 and encodes 239 amino acids. Gene Ontology annotation, cellular component: plasma membrane. The transcript is spliced from 7 exons. Lineage: Eukaryota; Metazoa; Ctenophora; Tentaculata; Lobata; Bolinopsidae. The record is from RefSeq and is a predicted model, not a curated record.